Molecule: messenger RNA, 1139 nt
Organism: Contarinia nasturtii (swede midge)
Lineage: Eukaryota; Metazoa; Arthropoda; Insecta; Diptera; Cecidomyiidae
Gene: Aprt
Product: adenine phosphoribosyltransferase
Exons: 3
Coding region: 237-785 (182 amino acids)
Biological process (GO): AMP salvage; adenine salvage
Cellular component (GO): cytoplasm
Molecular function (GO): AMP binding; adenine binding; adenine phosphoribosyltransferase activity
Source: RefSeq, a predicted model, not a curated record
AUUACAAUUAAUAUACAAUGAUAUUUUGAUUAAAUUUGAAAUUGUUUAUAGCAGAUGAUAUGAAGAGAUGAUUGAAUGGUGUGACAUUUGUGAAUGAGAACAACAAAAAAGGUAGCUGCUUUGACGUUAUCAAUAAUCAAAUUUACUCAAUCUAUAACUAUCAAGUCAUUUCUUUAUCAAUCAAAAGCUUGAGAUAGCUGAACGGGCAGAAUCACGAGGUGCAUUUUCAUAGAACAAUGGCAAUGGAUGAACAAUCAAAACUGCAAUUAAUUAAAGAGCACAUCGGUGAAUUUGUUGACUUUCCGAAAGAAGGCAUCGUAUUCAGGGAUAUAUUUACAUCACUUUUGGAUGGACGUGUGUGUACGGCAAUACGAGACCUCUUGAUUGAACGUGUUAAAAAGGCGAAUGCAAAAAUCGAUGCAAUUGUGGGUUUAGAUGCUCGCGGUUUUCUUUUUGGUUUUACCAUAUCGGCUGAAUUGGGCAUUCCAUUUGUGCCAAUACGAAAGAAAGGAAAAUUGCCGGGCAAGUGCCGUUCAUAUGAAUAUACAUUAGAAUAUGGUUCGGGUACGUUGGAAAUUCAAGAAAAUAGCGUUCAACCGGGCCAAAAUGUAAUUAUUAUUGACGAUCUACUGGCUACUGGUGGAACAUUGAAUGCUGCCAAUCAACUUGUUACCAAUUUGGGUGCAAAUGUCAUUGAAAUUAUUGUAAUUAUGGAAUUGAAAUCAUUGAACGGACGAGCUAACAUUCCAUCGAAAAAUAUUCACGCUUUAAUCGAAUACGAUUAAUCGUUGCAGGGAAAAAAACAACAAAAACCAACAAAACCGCACAUACACACACAAAAUAAACCAAUUUAAACAAUUAAUAAUUAACAAAUGUAAAAAAUAGCAAAUAUCUAACGAAUGGAAAUUUGUUAUUUGGUACCUGAUCUUUACACAAAAUAAUUGUUAUAGAUUUUUGUUUUUUUGAAAACAUUUAUUCCGUAGUUUACAAUUUAAACAAAUUUUUUAUACAGAAAAGCAAAAAUAAUAGCCAAUUUCAAUAAGAACAUAUGUAUAUCUUGUCAUCUUUGUUGUUUUCUUUUUAUGUUAUGAAUAAAUAAAAGAAGAAUGGAUAAAAAUGAAAGUCGAUUGAUUAAAGAG